Messenger RNA from Solanum pennellii, 789 nucleotides. RefSeq names its product nucleolin-like. The transcript has a single exon. Lineage: Eukaryota; Viridiplantae; Streptophyta; Magnoliopsida; Solanales; Solanaceae. The coding region runs from base 1 to 789 and encodes 262 amino acids. The record is from RefSeq and is a predicted model, not a curated record.
AUGCCUCAAAAUAAGAGGAAAAGAAUCGGAACAUCUUCACCCAACCCAACUGCUGGAGAAAACGCUAAGAGCUAUACAUCUGCUAAGAAAAGAGGUAUUAUAGCACUUAUAACUAGUAAGAGCAGCAAUAACUUAUUAGUAGAAGAAAAAAGUGAUGAAAACAGUGGAAAACAAUCUAGUGGAGAAGAAAAAGGUGAUGAAAGUGAAAAUAACGUAAGUAGCACAAAUUCAAGGAAAAAAGAAUCAGAUGAUGAGAGUGAUGAAGAUAAAUCUAGUGAAGAAGAAAAAAGUGAUGAAAGUGAAAGUGAAAGUGGUGGCAAUAAAUUAAGUAGAGAAGAAAGAAGUAAUGAAAAUGAUGAAGAUAAAUCUAGCGGAGAAGAAAAAGGUGAUGAAAGUGAAAGUGAGCAAUUAGUUGAAAAAGAAGAAGAAGAUAUUGAAUCCUCUCCAGAUCAUGUCAAAAUAAUUUCCAAUGGUACGUACAAAUUUAAGACUCACUUGAAUGUGUCUGGGUCUUAUGAUUCUAGAAUCAAUGUGAGAGUCGAUUUUGGAGUUCAAUUUGUUGAGUUUAGAAAAAUUCUAAUCGCACAAAAUAUUGAAAAUGAUUUCAAGAAAUCUUGCUUUGGUCACUUUUUGAAGUUGGAUAAUGAUGUAGCAGUACAACUUCCAAUGAAGUUAGAACAUGGUCUUAAUCUUCGUCGUAUAUUUUCUGAAAAGAAAAAAGAGGUUCGAAUUGAUUAUUAUGGUUUGCCAAUUUGCUUUGGCAUUAAUGAUUUCGCUAUUAUCACUUGA